Molecule: messenger RNA, 2319 nt
Organism: Gamsiella multidivaricata
Lineage: Eukaryota; Fungi; Mortierellomycota; Mortierellomycetes; Mortierellales; Mortierellaceae
Exons: 1
Coding region: 1-2319 (772 amino acids)
Source: RefSeq, a predicted model, not a curated record
AUGUCUAUCGAUCCAAACGUGACUGACCAGCACCAUCACCACCAUCGUGCGUCCUCCGACGAUGCCAUGGCCGCAUUGAAAAUCGCUGCUGCCACUUCCUUCUUCUCCUCCCGCAACCAGAACAAUAAAAAUCCCCUUCCAACACCAGCAUCGCUAGCACCAGCACCCACAAGGCAACAAGCACCCCAUCCCAUCACGACCACCAUUCCCAGCCCCGUCCACUCGACGCGCCAGCCCUCGCCCUUUGAUCACAGCUUGUCCAAGAUGGCAUCCACGUCCACGCGUGGCCCCAACAAACCACUCACACUCCAACACCAGCCCGCUGCACAUUCCUCAUAUUCAACUUCACACUCCAGCCCUAUACAAACACCCCAUACUCCACAUUUCCGCCAUCACCACCACAACCAUCAAAUCUCAUCCUUGCCCUCUCCUCCCCUAUCCUCUGUCGAACCACCCCCUAGCGCUGGUUUCUUCCCAAAGUCGCCUCUCCAGGAGCGGUGUGAGGCUUUGGAGAUUGAGCUCUCUGCCCUCAGACUCCGUCUCAAGCGCUCCGAGCGAUCUUCGACCGUGAGGGAAAAGCGCCUUUCCCUCUUUCAGCAGCAAUCCUCCGAUUCCCAGCAAUCGCUCCAAUCCCUGAUGUCCCAGUACGAGACGACCCUUUCCCAACUGCAGGAUUCCCAACGCGAGCUCAGCGACACAAAAGCCGCGCUUGCCUCCAAUGGUGAUCGUGUUCGUCAACUAGAAUCGACAACGCAGGAGCAGGAGUGCAAACUGAACGAGAUGUUAUCCGAGCGGGAGGCCCUCUCCGCAGAGAUGAAGGAGAGCCAUGCCGAGAAUGCAAGGCAACAGAAGCGACUCAAGACUGCCACAGAAAAGGUCGACAGGCUGCAGCAGGAGAAUCGCCAGUUGAUUGAACAGCUCAAGGAACUUCGAACCAAGGUGGUCCAAGUCUCGGAUGCCCAGCUAGAUGCCAUCGAAUCAUUGCACCGCGAAAAGUCUCAGGGGGGAAAGGCCGUCCUCGAGCUGGAGACAGAGGCAAAUAGGUUCAGGGCCGAGGUCGAGCGACUGCAGGACUUGGUGCUUACAAUGGGCAACCGACACGUCCAAGUCCAGGCACAGCUCGCGUUUUUCCAGCAGCAGGCUCAGCAGCUUCAGUACGAAUUGGACCAAUCCGAACAGACAAAUUCGGAAAAUCGCAUAGCAGGGAGCACAAACAAACUCACUGUGCAACAUUCACGGAGCAUGUCAGCAGCAACGGGUGGCACAGCGAAAAAGCACGGCAGCAUGGGUGAAAGCACGCUGAGUUCGCUCUUGGCCUCAGUCGCCUCUGUUGCCUCGACCUCCCAUUCUCGCCGGACAAAACUCACUCGCCGCUUCACAGUCAAUGCACCACGCAAGGAUGGAGAGUUGACGCUGGAGCAGCGCAAGUGCGAGUUCCUGAUGGACCAGAUUGCAGUCCUCCAGCGCGGAUACGAUGCUCUUCGUCAAGAAAAGGUCACGCUCGAACUUCAGCUCGACCUCAUGCAGCGACAACACCAAUAUCACCAACAGCAGCGACAGAAGCGCCGAGAGUCUCAGAGACGAACAUUGGGGAGCGAACAGUCUGCGGCAAUCUCGAAUGCCUUGGCCAUCAUGGUCGCCUCUCCCUCCGCUGCAGGAAACCCGCUGACGACUAUUCCAUCGACGCCACUCCUGCCAACGUAUUCCGCUGCAGAGCAGGAGGAAGAGAAGGCCCGGAUCCAGUACGAGCUCGAGCAGGCACAAGUCCGGAAACAGAAGGAAGCUGAAGAGAAGGAGAGGCAGAGCUUGGCGGCCAAGGCAGCGGCAGAGGAGGCAGAGCGGGAGGCGAUUCGACUCCGACGUGCAAAAUCAUUGCAUCUCAAGGAGACCUUGGCGUCUCUCGAAUCCAAGCGCGUCCGCAAUGACAGUCGCAACGUCCAGUUCUCGAGUUCGGACGAGCUGAGGCACCUGGAGAACCUUCGUCUUACGAAUGAGACCCAGCAGCACGGGUCAGCAGCGGCAGCCCGAGCAAGUCGACGGCUGGUCUCACCGUUCUCGUCUAGCCAACUCUCGUCCUCAUCGUCGGCAUCUUCGCCAUUGUCAUCGGCCAUGUCCUCACCCUCUCCCCUGUCGGCCAUGACGACUCCAAGUCCCUCUACGCCGUCGUCAUCGCAUUCACCGCAGGCCAAGCAGCCAGUGCAAUAUACCCAUCCGUCCAAGCACCAGCACCAGCAGCGCUUGGCCACGUACGCCCGCCACACGUACACGUACAAUAUCGAACAAUGCAGUUGUUGUCUCGGCGCCAUGAUUGAAAUCUAG